Molecule: messenger RNA, 3391 nt
Organism: Eleginops maclovinus (Patagonian blennie)
Lineage: Eukaryota; Metazoa; Chordata; Actinopteri; Perciformes; Eleginopidae
Gene: ppp2r5b
Product: protein phosphatase 2, regulatory subunit B', beta
Exons: 13
Coding region: 1123-2697 (524 amino acids)
Biological process (GO): signal transduction; protein dephosphorylation
Cellular component (GO): cytosol; protein phosphatase type 2A complex; nucleus
Molecular function (GO): protein phosphatase activator activity
Source: RefSeq, a predicted model, not a curated record
GGGGGACAGGAGCAAAAGGCGUCAGUCUGACAGACCUAGACGGGGUGCUAUUGUAUAACUGGGGCCUUCGGUCUUUUUUAACUCAAGACUUCCAGGAGGAGCGGCUGCUUGCUAUUUCUCCUCUAUUUUCUUCCCCUCUCCCCGCGGAGGUAGAGCCGGAGCAGCAGCGGGGCUCGGUGUUGCAUCGGCCGCUGGCGGAGGACCUGCACAUGUCGGCGCGGUGAGGGAGCGUUUGUUUCCCCGCCCUGAUACAGGAGAAGGAGGUUGUGUGGCAGAAGUAUAAACCGCAACAUUAUCCAGCUCUGAGAAAGAAAAAAAAAAUUGAAACACACAGCAGGUGCGGCCGUUUGAACGGUCGAAAGAGGAUCCGUUAAAACGAGCGAGAAGGACAACAGUGAUGCGGCAGCCGAGGUGGGCCCAGAUUGAUGAUUUUAUGAUAUCAUCAUCCACCGCCAGGACCGAUCACUGAUUGUAUUGAUAAGGAGAAUCCUCGAGGAGAAUAAGCUAUAAACUGACCUGGGGCCCGUUUCUUUGUUUUUGAUCCGGAUAAACAGGAAGGUGCUUGAUGCAGUGAUUUCUUUACACCAGAAGCUCAGUUAUAGAAAUAAAUAUCCGAAUUUAGGCCCUUGACUUAGUCUGUGUGUGUUACACCAAUAUAGCAGCAGAGAGGCGUGUGUGUGUGUGUGUGUGUAUGUGUGUGUGUGUGUGUGAGAGAGAGGGUAGGCGCGCCUGUCUGGGCAUCAUCUGGUAGCUGCACGGGCUACUCCUCCACGGGGAUGAUACACAAGCGAUUUUACAUCUGUGUGUGAAAAAACCGAAGAACCAGGGAUGCUGCUGCUGCUGCCAUUUCCAGUGCGGCUGUGAUAGAGACAGCGAGGCGCGCAGCACGGGACUGGACAGCCAAAUCUCUCUCCUCACCUCUCCUUUGCCUCUGCACCUUCUCCCCCCUUUAUCUCUCCCCUCUCUCCUCCUCUCCCUCCUCCCUGGAGCUUAUAUCAUUCUGAUCAAUUGAUUAUCCAUCUGUGAUUCAGAUAGCCACCCACUCUUUCAUCCUUCCUCAAGCGCCCCCUUUACGCACACACACACACACCAAGGCGCAUAGGCCGCCUAUCUACAGCCAUCAUGGAGACGACCAAGCUGCCUCCGUCCAGCCCGUCCUCGCCGACCACCAGCUUCUCAGUGCCGUCCGCGGAGAAGGUGGAUGGCUUCCCGCGGAGGUCGAUGCGCAGAGCCCGGCAGAGGAGGUCCCACAGCUCCUCCCAGUUCCGGUACCAGAGCUCCCAGGUGGAGCUCACCCCGCUGCCCCUGCUCAAAGACGCCCCGGUGGCAGAGUUACAUGACCUGUUCUGUAAGAAGCUGCAGCAGUGCUGCGUGCUGUUUGAUUUCCUGGACUGCGUGGCCGACCUGAAGGGGAAGGAGAUCAAACGCGCGGCGCUCAACGAGCUGGUGGAGAGCGUGGCCACGAGCAGAGGAGUUCUCAUAGAGCCUCUGUACCCCGAGGCCAUAAAGAUGAUCUCAGUAAAUAUCUUCCGGACCCUCCCACCGAGCGAGAAUCCAGAGUUUGACCCUGAGGAAGAUGAGCCAACACUCGAAGCCUCCUGGCCGCAUCUGCAGCUGGUGUACGAGUUCUUUCUGCGUUUCCUGGAGAGCCCGGACUUCCAGCCCUCCAUGGCCAAGCGCUACGUCGACCAGAAGUUUGUUCUGCAGCUGCUGGAGCUGUUUGACAGCGAGGACCCCAGGGAGAGGGAGUACCUAAAGACCAUCCUGCACCGUGUCUAUGGAAAAUUACUGGGACUCCGAGCCUACAUCCGCAAACAGAUCAACAACAUCUUCCUCAGGUUCAUAUAUGAAACUGAGCACUUCAACGGAGUCGCGGAGCUUCUGGAAAUCCUUGGCAGCAUCAUAAACGGAUUCGCCCUGCCCCUGAAGGCCGAACACAAGCAGUUCCUGGUCCGGGUUCUCAUCCCGCUACACACGGCAAAGUCCCUUUCCAUCUUCCAUGCACAGCUGGCCUACUGUGUGGUGCAGUUUAUGGAGAAAGAUGCUACAGUGACUGAAUACAUCAUCAGAGGGCUGCUCAAGUACUGGCCAAAAACGUGCACGCAGAAAGAGGUGAUGUUCCUGGGGGAGAUUGAGGAGAUCCUGGAUGUGAUCGAGCCCUCUCAGUUCAUCCGGGUCCAGGAGCCGCUCUUCAAGCAGAUUGCCGCCUGCAUCUCCAGCCCUCACUUCCAGGUAGCGGAGCGGGCUCUUUACUUCUGGAACAACGAGUACAUCCUCAGUCUGAUCGAGGAGAACUGUCAAGUCAUCCUGCCGCUGGUGUUCGCCACGCUGUACAGAGUCUCCAAGGAGCACUGGAACCAGACCAUCGUGUCUCUGAUCUACAACGUACUGAAGACCUUCAUGGAGAUGAACAGCAAGUUGUUUGAUGACCUCACUGCCUCCUACAAAGUGGAGAAACAGAAAGAGAUGAAGCGGGAGCGGGAGCGUGCGGAUCUCUGGCGGGGUCUGGAGGAGCACCAGGACCGCAGGAUGCAGAUGCUCACGGAGGCCGCCAGGAACCAGCGCAACCUCCAGGAGCGAGGUGAGAGAGGGGACCCGCCGACCCCCUCGUCCCCGCAGACGGCUCACUCCGACCAGCCCGAGCCCAAGCCCAGCGGGGCCUCCUCUUCCUCUGGAGCCGGGGAGAGCGCCACCUAGGUGCUGCUCCACGGAGAUUGGAUAGCACGGGGGUUAGGGGACAGGGAGAAGACACAAGGUUGAUGGUGAAAAGUGUUGGGAGAGAAAAGGUACAAAACAAAUCCACAGUCCUUUUUAUCUUGUAUCAUGGAGGGCGUGGCUUUUUGUGAAAAGGCGCACAAGCUCAGUGAUCCGAGGUAAAGGCUGCACCUUUCUUUUUCUGACAGAGUUGUGUGAAAGUGGUUCACUUUUUGCUGUACACACAUCAUGUCGCAGAUCAGAAGAUGAAUAUUGCCCAGAAGUGCAGACUGUCAUUUUAAUCAGCGGCUGGUUCCUAACUGCAGGUCAGUAUCCAAACAUUGGUAGCUGGCCUGCUUAAAAUCAGCCUCAAAAUAAGAGAAGACAUUUCUCUUUUGGUGCAACACUUACCAAGUUUAACGUGUCUAACUUGUCUUGAUAUUUAACCAACCGAGUCUGUACUGUGGCCGCGUAUUUAUCUUUUGCUCAGAGAUACUUAUUUCAUGCGUGGACAGCACAAUACAAUCAAUAAAACAAAGGAAGCAAUUUCACACAAAUGUCCCGAAACUGUUGCUGCACAGACCAGACACACAGAAACACACACAUAGUCGCAGGUACAUAUUUACUGUAAAUAUGAGUAGACAGAGCAGAGAGAAAAUGUAUCAAACUAAAAAAAAUCACUCGGUUGAUGCACCAA